CGCAAGAGGCGGGCCGCGCCGCCGCCGCCUCUGCUUCCGCCGCCGCCGCCGCCACCGCCGCCGCCGCGCGUUGGGCGGGGAGGAGCCGGAGGCGGAGAAGGAGGCGGUGGUGGCGGCUGGGUCCAGCGCUGGACGUCCCGGAGUCGCUGGACAUUCCGGAUUCUCUUACAACUUCUUCAGCACAUCAGUAAGACUAAAUCAGAUCCAUAAUUCCACUGACGGGGCACCUGAAAGCUGCCAUAUAUGUCACAGUACACAGAGAAAGAGCCAGCAGCAAUGGAUCAAGAAUUCAGCAAAGCUGCCUGGCCCAAACCAGCAGGAGUCUAUCAAACAAUUACAGGCAGGAGAUAUGGAAGGAGACAUGCAUAUGUCAGCUUUAAGCCAUGUAUGACUAGGCAUGAAAGGAGUUUGGGUCGGGCUGGUGAUGACUAUGAAGUGUUGGAACUAGAUGAUGUUCCAAAGGAAAGUUCCUCAGGUUGCAGUCCAGUGGAUCAAGAUCAUCAUUCUUUACCCAGUGAUACUUUAUCAGAGAAAAAUGAAACGGAAAUUCCAGUUUGUGGUUCAGCAUUGAGUCCGUUCAGGGAGAGCAGUCCUCCCUUUGCAGCCAUGCUCUGUAGUGAGGAAGGCAGGGAGUCCUUAGGGAGAAGUAUGAAUCUUCACAAUCACUCUGAGGGUGAAUACUCACCAGGAGAUUGUAAUGCCUCAAGUGAUGAAAAUAGAGUUGCGUUGGUUCAUACUGAUUCUUAUGUUCCAGAUAGUAGACAUGGAGAGGAUACUGACCAUCUUCAUCCUUCCACAGAAGUUGUGGAAGGUGAGAGAUGUCAGGAAGCAUCAGGUAAUACAGUGUUCGUGUUGGAAAAUGGAAAAGUGGAAGGCUACGCUGGUCUGUCACUACCAGCUCCUUUUUUUAACUGUGAAAUCAGAGAUGAACUUGAAGAGUUAGAUUCAGCACCUAUAGUGAAAAGUUCUACUGUGGAUCCCGAGUUCGUCCAUCAGAGCAGUCAGGAAUUUCAGGUGUCCUACUCUGGAGAUGAGAUUGUUGAGAAGAAACCGCAUAAUCAUAUUAGCCAGGAGAGACAGAGAGAACAUUCACCAGAAGAUUUAGCCCGUGUGCUGGUUCAUAGUAAAAGUGAACCAAAUGCCAGAGACAGGACCAGGAACCAGGGCUAUUCUCCAGAACAGGUGGUUAGGCCCAAGGUUAGAAAAGUGGUAAGUGCAAGCCAGGUGGAUCAAGAAUCAGGUUUUAAUAGGCAUGAAGCCAGUCAGAGAAGUGUUCAGAAGUGGAAGGAGGCUUUGGAAGUUGAGAACAGCUCGGAUGACCUCCUUGCUAAGUGUGACGACUACAGUGGAGAACACGAGUGUAUGUUCUUGGACCCACCCUGUGCAAGGGCGACACCAGGGGAAACAGAAAGUGGAGCCACAGCAGGAAGGCCGGAUGCCGUGGAUAGCGCCUUUUGGAGUGGCUGUGGAGACUACUACCAGCUCUACGACAAAGAUGAAGACAGUUCAGAGUGCAGUGAUGGCGAGUGGUCUGCUUCUUUGCCUCAUAGAUUUUCUGGCACAGAGAAAGAUCAGUCCUCGAGUGAUGAGAGCUGGGAGACUCUGCCUGGCAAGGAUGAGAAUGAGCCUGAGCUGCAGAGUGAGAGCAGUGGUCCUGAGGAAGAAAACCAGGAGUUAUCUCUUCAGGAAGGGGAGCAGACAUCCUUGGAGGAGGGGGAGGUGCCCUGGCUGCAGUACAGCGAGGUGAACGAGAGCAGCAGUGACGAGGGCAAUGAGCCUGCUGGCGAGUUUGUGCAGCCCCCGGAGGCCUUCAUGCUGGACGGCAACAACAACCUCGAGGACGACUCCAGUGUGAGCGAAGACCUGGAUGUGGAUUGGAGCCUCUUCGAUGGCUUUGCGGAUGGACUGGGAGUUGCUGAAGCAAUUUCUUACGUGGAUCCUCAGUUCCUGACGUACAUGGCCCUGGAAGAACGCUUGGCCCAGGCUAUGGAGACCGCCCUGGCACAUUUGGAGUCUCUUGCGGUGGAUGUGGAGGUGGCCAACCCACCAGCCAGCAAGGAGAGCAUCGAUGGGCUUCCCGAGACUCUGGUUCUUGAAGAUCACACCGCCAUUGGCCAGGAGCAGUGCUGCCCGAUCUGCUGCAGUGAGUACAUCAAGGACGACAUUGCCACCGAGCUACCCUGUCACCACUUCUUCCACAAACCUUGCGUCUCCAUUUGGCUCCAGAAGUCAGGAACGUGCCCCGUGUGCCGCCGCCACUUCCCGCCCGUCGUUGUGGAGGCCUCUGCAGCUUCCCCGCCGGAGCCCGAGCGCGACGCCCCGCCUUCCGCCUCCUAAGGCCGACGUGAAGAAGACCCAACGCAGUGCAUCAGCAGAUCCCUCCUGACCGACGUGCAGAUGAUUAUAUAGAAAUAUAUUUAAAUGCUCUGUGUAGUCUGUGCCAUGGUUUAGAGAGAGAAUCGCCUUUCUAAACCAAACUUAGGUUGCAGGAAGUGCUAAACAUUUUCCACCUGAAUGUUGAAUCCUUAGUUGACUGUGUUCACAUUUCAACUGUAAAGUCAAGCUUAUCAGUGAAUUCCUUCCAGAAGAAAUAAUCAUCUAUGUGGCAUAUAAUAUUGUUUUCGUCUGAGUGUUGCCACUAAGUGAUUAUGAUUAAGCUCUCCUAUUUGCAUCAAAUGUGAAGACUGUGAUCACAGCAGUGGUAAAAUUUGGUUUCAUUGGAAAUAAAAAGAUUUCUAAAACAUGGUUUUUUUGCAUUGGUUCCUUUACUUUUGCCACAUUAAAACCUCUUGGUAAGUAAUACUGAGUGGUUUUUUUGGAAAGUAUCUACUUUCCCAUCAAAAUUAGGACUUUUUACAAAGUCAAACAAAAGCUAAAAUUCUCAGUAGAGCAUUACAAAAUUUUAAAGUCUGAAAUUAUAGAUAAUAAAAUAAGUUAUUUUCUUCUAGUGGUGGAUGUACUUAGAGUGAUACUAAUAAGACAUGCAGCAUGAUUGCUGUGUCUGGAGCUAGAGGCAGAACUAGUAAUGCAUAAGGACUGUGCUUGGUGCUCAGUGCUGUGAGGUGGCUUAGGGGCUGUGGGAUAAAGUUUUACUUGAAGGUCCAGAACACUUGAGGCAUAUUAGUUUAAUAAAUAUUUGGUAAUUUAUAUAGUCUAAGAUAAUUUUGGUUCUGAUGUAUUUUGGGAAGUGUGAGAACAUGCAUAAAAGCUUUAACACUCUGUUAUGUUCUGAAGGAAAUUAUGAAUACGUCAGAAAGCUAGAAUAUUAAUUGUACUAACUUAUAUAAAAAAUGAAACUAAUAAGACUGUUAAUGGCCAUUAGUACCAUUUUUAAAGCAUAUCUAAGCUAUACCUAGGUUAGAAUUCAUUCUUUCAAAAGUAUUUUGGAGUAAGGAGUGUUCCUAUUAAAUUCUUGGUAUUUGUUGCUUUGUUUUACCAUAAUGUGUUUUGGUAAUAUCAUUUACCUGGAACUGAAAUAAAAAAUAGGUAGUUUAAGGUAAGCCGAUUACACCAUGGUGAAGAAGGGAGUAGAUAGGAUGACUGCCUAGUGUGGAUGGAACAAAUAUGUGCAUAAUCUCUUUCUUGCUUUCCUUUCUCUAAAAGAGAUAAGGAGAUUCUGACCUCAGAUUUGCCCUCUGUACGAGUUCUUUUCACAGAUGUCUACAAAAAUAAGGGAAACAGCUUUCCUUAUUCUUUCUUUAUUGAAAUGUGAUCCAUUGGGUCAUCUUGUGAUUAUAAGACCCCAAUUGCUAUUGCAUAGCUUUCUUUCUGUGUGAUCGCACUAAUAGUAGGCAAAUAUGUGCAAAUCUGGAAAUAAUAUGUAACUUCCAUAUAUGAUUUGAGAUCAGCACCCGAGAAUGAUGGGCAUCAGAAUACACACUUGAGCAAGGAAAACAGCAAAGCACUUGGUAAGUUCACAUCUACCCAAGUAGUACAUUAAUUAUUUAUUUAGUCCGAAUAUAUAAAAAGAAUACAUGGCUUCCCCAAAGCAAAAUUUUGUUUGUGUAAUUUCUCUAUAUUUCAUCUGUUUUAUUCGUUCAUAAGUGAAUUUUCGCUGUUGGCACAUUGGAGGCUUAAUACAAUACUUGCAUUCUAAUUUUUGCAUAUAUUGUAAAUGUGUCUGGUAUUUACAGCAAAAAAUAAAAUACUGUGUAGCCUUUAAUGGGUAAAAAGAACUGAACAUUGCAUGCAUGUAAUGUGGUGAAUUUGUAAUUUAGGGGUUUUUGGGGGCUUCUAUGGCUUUGGAAAUGCUGACAUUCAGGCCUUAAUACUGCAUUAGCUAGCAUGCUGCCCUGCUGAUGUAUAUAGUCACUGUUGUAAAAACUGAUCUUGCUUGUUUUCUACUCUGAUCUUUCCAUACCAUAUUUCACUAAUGAUUUGUCAGUGUCAAGGAUUCAAAUCAGAUUAAAAUUACUUCUCAUGUGUAUAUCGUGGAAAUUUGUGGUUAGUGUAAUUUUUUGGUUUAUUUUCAAAACUUUGUGGCUAGUGUGAUUUUUUUGUUUGUUUGUUUUAAGUAAUAUUUAUCCACUGUGGCACUUACUGGUUAAGCUCACGACGCCAGACUUCUCUCUAAUAAAAGCCACACAUUAUAUUUAGGCAGUAUUAAGGGACCUUGAUUUUCUUCUCCUAGAUAGCAGCUGUCCCAAAGAAAAUAAUUCUCCGCCUGUUGAGAUUUAGCUCUUGUCUUCCUGUUGCUGAGGCGCGUGGUCCCUAGCUGAGCAGUGCUGGGAGCUGAACUGAGGAGAGCUGCUGCGCUCUCUGCAUCCAUCUGCUGCCCUCCUUCAUUCUUGGCGCCCCAUUGUCUCCAAACAGCUGCUGUGAAGGAGCAGAGUUGAACAAGAGUUGACUUAAGCCUUUUUGUUUAAAAAAAAAUUCAGGUUUUAGCAUUUUUAUUGUAACAAACUGAUAGAUGAUAAGGCUAGUAAGUUUAAAUACCAAAAUAUUGUUUGAUUAUAACUUGGAUCCUUUUGAGAAAGUUGAGAUUAUAUGAGAAAGUAGAAAUAAGUAUGAAUGUUAAUAAAAUUGUUUUUCUCAUUUCUCUGUUAAGCGACUUGAUCUAAUUUUAUUUUUAAAUAUUUUCUUUUUCUCAUAAUAUGAAUGCUAAUAUUUAAAGGUAGACCAUGUGGUUUUCUUUUGUGUUUCUUAAUUGUUUAUCUCUAAGCAAACUAAUUCUUAAGAUUGUGAUCUGGAUUUAUAUAUAAGCUGUAAAAUAUAUAUGAAUUGUUAAAAUGGAAUGCAAGUUUUUCAAAAGCCCAGGUCUAAAUGUAAUGAUUAGUUUUUUGUUCUACAACCCCAAGUCAUCAUUUUCCGUGUAAGUCAUUAACAAAUAAACAGGAUAUACUCAGUGGUCUUUUCCAACA
Molecule: messenger RNA, 5360 nt
Organism: Sorex araneus (European shrew)
Lineage: Eukaryota; Metazoa; Chordata; Mammalia; Eulipotyphla; Soricidae
Gene: PJA2
Product: praja ring finger ubiquitin ligase 2
Exons: 10
Coding region: 244-2337 (697 amino acids)
Source: RefSeq, a predicted model, not a curated record